Molecule: messenger RNA, 2073 nt
Organism: Candidula unifasciata
Lineage: Eukaryota; Metazoa; Mollusca; Gastropoda; Stylommatophora; Geomitridae
Source: the annotation of a GenBank genome assembly
AUGGACAAAGAUGAAGACGGAGCCCCAUCUUCUUCUGAGACAUCUCCAGUUCACAAGAAAGGUGACAGAAGUAGAUCGUCUGGUGCUGAAGGCAGGGAUAGUAUAGUCUCCUUUGACACGAGUGCUGAAUCCACACCCAGAAGAUCGUCCGAGAAGCCCAAGUCUGCAAACUCCUCUUCCCAGGCCUCAUCUGGAGGUCAGGACCUCAGCUUGGUGGACAUGAAAACCUCCUGGGACGGAAGUGCUGCAAGCGGCGGUAGUGCUAAGGGUGAGACCACAGAUGGUGAAAGUGGCUAUAAGGUUCCCUUCAAGCACCGAGCUGGCAUGCUUGCAGAUCCCAUCAAAAUUGCUAAAGAGCGGGAGAAAGAAGAAAGGGUUCGACAAGCACGUGAGCGACUAAAAGAGGAGCGACGAAGGAAACUUGUAGAACUGAAAGAGCAGCAACGAACAGCCCAGGAGAACAGAGAAAAACAGCUAGAGAUGAGAAGGAAGAAAAUUGAAGACUUGCGUAGGAGAGAUAUAGAAAGGAGAGCAGCUGUGGAGGAACGUAGAAGAGUCAAGGAGGAAUUUGAAAAAGCCCGUCGUGAGUCCAUUCUGCAGAAAUCUGAGGAACGGGUGGCCCGUUUUGAAGCAUGGAAGGCCGGAGGCCGCAAAGGUGGGAGGGGUCACAUAUUAGGUUUUGGUAGUGCCACCCCUCGUGACAUCUGCCAGCCCUAUGGGCGACCCAGACGCUCAUCGUCACAUAGUGCCCUACUGCGGCUCUCUCCAAGUGGGUCUGAAAUGGACUCGGUGCGGCCUCAAAGGCGUGCUCUGUCGGCGUGCAGUGCGGUUCGCAGACACUGCUUUGUAUAUAAUAACCGGAUUGGAACCACAUCAACAUCCACGGUGUCCACGGCUGCACAACACCACCAGCGCCCUACGAAUGUUCCUGGGAUGGGAUCAUCCAUGACCCGGACCUCGAUGACCGCCAGCAUGCCCAGCCCAGUCAAGAUGAGGGAGAAUAAAAUGAUCCGAAAGCAGCGGCCAGCCAGUGUGGCUUCUUCUAUGCCCAGUUUCGUAGGCGGGGAGCCUGCUAAGUCGCCUCGCAGCAAGAGCACUGACCGAACUGGCAGAGACCGCCUGAAGACUCGUCCACUUCGGAAAAACGAUAAGGCAGAGAAAGAUAACGAAGAUAUAUCAGAGAAAACAAAUGAUAUUGAUGAAGAUGGCAUGGAGAAGGAUGCAGAUGGUGCCAGAGAUACUAGUCACCGGAAAGAGAAAAAAGAGAGGGUGUCUCUGUCCUUCUUUGAUCGUUUGUCGACACCAAAGUUCAGCAAGAAAGAUCCAGAACAUGUCUCUAGAGAAACACCUGCCAAGAAAGAGAGUCCAAUCAUUAGGGUUCAGUUUGCUGAUGACAAAGAUCAGGAUGGAGUUAUUGAGAGGUCAAUAGUACGAGAAAAGCCGUCUGCAUCACAUGCCAAGGAAUCAACCCCUAAGCAUGCCCUGCCUAAAGACACUCACCGUGCUCCAUCAUCAGCUGCAGCUGGCAGGUCUGUUUCGCCUGGCAGGAAGGAAGCUGAGAAACCUGCAGCCAGGAUACCAUCUCCGGGUCGUAAGGGAGGUGAUAAACCCAGUACUCCGGUGCCACAUGUGACCCCGCCUCCCACAGCAACCUCUCCACCACCAGGACCUGUCGAUUCUACGCCCACUCCAGCACCUACUGUGUCCAGUACAAGCACCACACCCUCGCAGUCAUUGGUUACCUCCAUCAUAGAAGAUGGGACAACUUCCCGUAGCUCUGGAGGGUCUGCACAAGACAUAACUGCAGAAGAGUACAAGGCUCGUCUUGCUGAGAAACGGAGACAGGCUAGAGAGAGAGUUGAAAAGGAGGCUGAAGAAGAGCGAAGGCGGCAAGAGGAGGCCAGGUUGGCGGAUGAGGAAAGAAUACUAAGGGAAGAGGAAGAAGAUAGAAGAUUAGAGGAAGAGGCUGAGGUGGCAAGAAAGGCAGAGCGGGAGAGAUUGGAGAAAGCCAUUGAGGCAGAAGAGAAGCGCAGAAAAGAGGAGGCAGAGAAGAUGGUACAAGAGAAGAAAAUU